This is a messenger RNA of Liolophura sinensis, 1769 nucleotides long. Its product is annotated as GDP-fucose protein O-fucosyltransferase 1-like. The coding region runs from base 1 to 1146 and encodes 381 amino acids. The record is from RefSeq and is a predicted model, not a curated record. Gene Ontology annotation, biological process: protein O-linked glycosylation via fucose; Notch signaling pathway. Gene Ontology annotation, molecular function: peptide-O-fucosyltransferase activity. NCBI's taxonomy places the organism in Eukaryota, Metazoa, Mollusca, Polyplacophora, Chitonida, Chitonidae. The transcript has 7 exons.
AUGACUUGCAGUUUCUUGUUGUACCCUGGGGUCUUGCUGACAGUCCUGGUCGUCCUCAGCCUGGGGGUACUUCCUGUGGAGGUGGACCCUAAUGGGUACAUACUGUACUGCCCCUGUAUGGGUCGGUUUGGGAACCAGGCAGAUCAUUUUUUGGGGUCGCUAGCAUUUGCACGCUCCCUCAAUCGUACGCUGGCGCUUCCCGCCUGGGUGGAAUUCAGAAAUCAUGCUCCCAGAUCGACGCAGAUUCCAUUUGACACAUACUUCCAAGUAGCUCCUUUACAAGAGUACCACCGUGUGAUAACAAUGGAAAAGUUCAUGAAAGAAUUGGCACCAGAAAUAUGGCCACCUGGGGAGAGAACGGUGUUCUGCUAUUCCAAGAGAGGUAACUCUGGAUGUGAUGCUAAGCAAGGCAAUCCAUUUGGACCAUUCUGGGACACUUACGAGGUGGACUUUGACCACUCAGAACUGUAUGGCCCCCUCUACUUUGCUCCGCACAGUCAGUUUGAAACAAAAAGAUGGCUUGAUAAAUACCCACCUGACAAAUACCCAGUCAUGGCUUUCACAGGAGCUCCUGCACAGUUCCCUGUGAACCCCGCAGAUGCUCCUCUCCAAAAAUACUUAAAAUGGUCCAAAAACAUUGAAGCAAAAGCAACAAAAUUCAUCAAGGAAAACGUUGAGAAGCCAUUCAUUGGUUUACACCUGCGGAAUGGGAUUGACUGGAGAAAUGCGUGUGACCAUGUGGAGCAGUCUCCUCAGAUGUUUGCCUCGCCCCAGUGCCUUGGACAACGUGGAGAAAAUGGUCCUAUGACAUACGAGCUAUGUUUUCCGUCCGAUAAAACCAUCAUAAGACAAGUGAAAGAGGCGGUGAAGAAGUACAAGGCCAAAACAGUUUUUGUGGCAACAGACCAGAGAGACAUGAUGACAGAGCUGGGCGAUGCGUUUAAGAAAAAGGUGAAGCUGGUAAAAUUUACCCCCUCAGAUCCUCACGUUGACUUAGCCAUUCUUGGAAAAGCCGAUUUUUUUCUGGGGAACUGUGUCUCAACCUUCACGGCUUUUGCUAAAAGAGAGAGAGAUGUUAAUGACUUGCCAUCAGGGUUUUGGGCUUUCCCAACCAAAUCCAAGAAAAAAACCAAGGAAGAACUUUAAAAUGAAAUGUUGUGGACUUGGUGUUUAGCAGAAUAUUCUUCCCCCAUCACCUUUUAAAAAAUUGGUUGCUUUCAAAUGGAACAAAAGCAGAGAUCAGUUGAACAUGAAUUCCAGUUGUAGUUUGUAGUGAAUUUAUUUAUUAUCAUUAUAUACACAAUUCCAGUUUUAGGUUUACAUUUUUUGUUUCCCUGAUGUAGUGGUUUACCAAAGGUAUCAUUCCAGCUUUUUGUUUUUAAAUGUAGUUUCCCCCAUUGACCAUUUUAUACUGGUUUAUACUAGUUCAGUAUUGUGUACAACUGUAGGAAUUCAGACCGGGGAUAUCACAUAAAGUACCCUGUUUUCUUGACCUUUUCUCACUUUCUCAUUCAGAAAAAAUUUUGAGAAACUUUUUUUUUUGUCACCAUGUGUACCAAGGGCCUGUGCUGGCUGAAUAAAUUGAUUGUUAAUCAGUAAAUCACCCAGACCUAUCAAGGUGCAGCAUAUUUGGCAGUGCCAAGGGGGCUAGCCCCCGCUCGGUGCAAUUACUCAGGAGCCUCCCACCAAUGUGGUCGCUGUGAGCUCAAGGCCAGCUCAUGCUGGCUUUGUCUCCGUCUGUAAGUGUGGAUGAUCAUGGGUUUCCCCAU